Molecule: messenger RNA, 624 nt
Organism: Meira miltonrushii
Lineage: Eukaryota; Fungi; Basidiomycota; Exobasidiomycetes; Exobasidiales; Brachybasidiaceae
Product: TRAPP I complex
Exons: 3
Biological process (GO): endoplasmic reticulum to Golgi vesicle-mediated transport
Cellular component (GO): TRAPPIII protein complex; TRAPPII protein complex; TRAPPI protein complex
Source: RefSeq, a predicted model, not a curated record
AAUAAUCCUCAGACAGCUUCUUUGGGACCGGAUAUUUUAGAGAGGCCAAGAGAUCGGACACGGAAUAAUGAAGUCAGCGCAAGUUCUUUGGCUUUCUUGUUUGCUGAAAUGGUUAGCUAUACACAAAAUAGAGUAUCAGGGAUAUCGGAUUUAGAGAAAAAAUUAUCUUUGCUUGGCUAUCGGGUUGGACAGAGAGUUUUACCAUUGCUUUCACAUCGAAUCGAAUUUCCAACACCGCCUUCACUAUCUUCAGGUUCAUCGACGUACAACAGAAAUCCAAAAAGAGAGACUAGACUACUGCCCGUGCUCUUAUGGCUACAUACGCAACUAUGGAAAGCAUUAUUCGGAAAGCCUGCUGAUAGUCUAGAACGCAGUACAGAAAAAGAAGAUGAAUAUAUGAUUUCGACAAACACACCCUUAUUCGCAAAAUCGAUGUCAGUACCAAAAGAAAUGAGUCAACUAAGUGUAGAAGCAUUCACAGCUGGAAUCAUUGAAGCAGCAUUGGACGGAUUGGGUUUCCCGGCAAGAGUUACCGCUCACAGUGUACCUACUGCUGAUCAGCCUUUACGAACAACAAUCUUAGUCAAGCUACAUAAGGAAGUAAUGGAUAGAGAAAAAGCUCUU